Molecule: messenger RNA, 1837 nt
Organism: Prunus dulcis (almond)
Lineage: Eukaryota; Viridiplantae; Streptophyta; Magnoliopsida; Rosales; Rosaceae
Exons: 13
Coding region: 113-1798 (561 amino acids)
Source: RefSeq, a predicted model, not a curated record
CUUCAGCAAUCAGACCUUGGUUUUCAAGAGGAUUACUCUGUUUUCAAAUUCAGAGUUUCAGAGUUUGAAUUUGAUAUAUAUUAUCUUUGUUCCCGAAGAAGCUUGGUAGACUAUGGCAUCCAAUGUAAAAAAGGGUUCAGAAGAAGAGCAACCAACCUCAAGAUUGCAGAUUUACUCCACCUCUGAUACGCUCUCCCCUUUCUGGAGAGACAAGUAUGAAAAAGAUGCCAAAAAGUAUUGGGAUGUCUUUUACAAGCGCCAUCAAGACAGGUUUUUUAAAGAUCGACAUUACCUGGACAAGGAAUGGGGCCAAUAUUUCUCUGGAGCUGGGCGGAAAGUUAUUUUAGAGGUUGGCUGCGGAGCUGGUAACACCAUUUUUCCACUGCUUGAGACAUACACUGAUGCUUUUGUCCAUGCAUGUGAUUUUUCACCACAUGCUGUUAACUUGGUUAAGGCACAUAAAGACUUCACAGAUAGCCGUGUUAGUGCGUUUGUUUGUGAUCUGACCAUUGAUGAUCUGAGCAAGCAGAUUUCUUCAUCGUCCGUAGAUAUUGUAACCAUGAUUUUUGUGUUAUCUGCAGUGUCUCCAGAGAAGAUGCCUCUAGUAUUGAAGAAUGUUAGAAAAGCUCUCAAGCCAAGUGGUCGUGUCCUGUUUCGUGAUUAUGCUACUGGUGACCUUGCUCAGGAAAGAUUGAAUUGCAAGGACCAAAAAAUAAGUGAAAACUUUUAUGUCAGGGGUGAUGGCACUCGUGCUUUCUACUUUUCAAAUGAGUUCUUGACAAGCUUAUUUAAAGAAAAUGGUUUCAAUGUUGAACAACUUGACUUGUGCUGCAAACAAGUUGAGAACCGGUCAAGAGAGUUGGUGAUGAAUCGGCGUUGGGUUCAAGCUGUAUUCCGCCUUUCAGAUGGUACAAACUCCUCUACCAACGCUGAAGCUGCAAUCAGGGUAAAUCAUCUUGGUCAAGAGAAAAUUGAGCUGGAUGUCAAUGGGAACAUCUUGAUGCAGCCGGAGAAUGAUUUAGAGGUUGAUAUGUCCGACGGUGUGGCAGCGGAAAUGUUUGGUAUUUCACCUUCCAGUGAUAAUGAGGUAAUUGAGCUUGAGCUAGGUGGUUGGACUUUCAAGAUCGAAGUGUUAUCGAAAGUGCACCAACACACUUGCAAAUCAACUGGUUUGAUGUUGUGGGAAUCAGCUCGGUUUAUGGCUUCUGUUUUAGCCAAAAAUCCAGCUAUUGUCUCUGGGAAAAGGGUGUUGGAGUUGGGGUGUGGCUCCGGGGGUAUUUGCUCUAUGAUUGCUGCUAGAUCUGCUGACCUCGUGCUCGGCACAGAUGGAGACACAAAUGCACUUGACCUACUGAAGCAAAAUGUCAAUUCAAAUCUCAGGCCACCAUUACUGGACAAACUCAUUACAAGAAGAUUAGAGUGGGGAAAUAGAGACCAAAUAGAAGCCAUCAAAGAAGCUCAUGCUGGAGGUUUUGAUAUCAUCAUAGGCACAGAUGUCACUUACAUAGCUGAAGCUAUUUUGCCUUUAUUUCAAACUGCAAAGGAGUUGAUUUCAUCUAAUAGAAGCAUUGGUGCUGAUUUGGAACCAGCCCUAAUUCUCUGUCAUAUUUUCCGUCGGGUAGACGAGCCUUCCAUACUUUCAGCUGCAUCUCAUUUCGGGUUUAGGCUAGUCGAUAAGUGGCCGAUAGGAAUUCCUACUAAUCCAUCACCAAGCAUCAUCAAAACUUGGUUUCCCGAGAAUGGCUCGGAGCAUGUUGAGAGUGGAGCAUUACAUAUCUUGUACUUCCACAUGGAGUGAAAUUUUGUGAUUCAAUGUCAAGGAAUACAGUCUUCUUUU